AUGACGACAAAAAAUAAUGAUGUAGGCUUUCAAAAACGAUCUCCUUCGUGUUGGACAGAUCCAAAACUACUUUCAGGAUAUGUGCAGCUUAUUUUUAAUACUCUGAUCGUAUCUGGCUUGCUAUUCCUGUGUGUGAGAUUCAUCCAGCUCAUAAAUCGAGACGUUGAUAGGAAACUGCUUUUGCAAGCAGCUGGAGCAGCACGAACGGUCCGAGAAUGUAGAGCCAAAUACUUCAAAAACCGAUGCGAGCCUGAGUCAAGGGCUCCAUGGUUGGAAUCACAAUGUCUAUAUUGGUCCAGAUGCAUGAAUCAGGAAAUUCCAGAGGCUACAGAUCCGCAACAUUCUGCCGUGGUGUGGGCUGAGACUCUGGCCGAAAUAAUCAAUGGGUUUCUCAAGCCAAUCAGCGCAAAAUCGCUUUCCAUACUAUUGGUAGGCUCUUGCGCUAUUAUCAUCGUUUCGAACAUGGCAUUUAAGAGCUACAGAGUAACUUACGUGCCUAUCACGGAUAGUGUUAGUCCCAAAUAUACACAUGACAGACAGCCGGAUGACUAG
Lachancea lanzarotensis is the source of this 552-nucleotide messenger RNA. It is a transcript of the gene BRR6, whose product is annotated as LALA0S06e08460g1_1. The transcript has a single exon. Gene Ontology annotation, biological process: lipid homeostasis; nuclear envelope organization. Gene Ontology annotation, cellular component: nuclear membrane; nuclear envelope. The record is from RefSeq and is a predicted model, not a curated record. The coding region runs from base 1 to 552 and encodes 183 amino acids. NCBI's taxonomy places the organism in Eukaryota, Fungi, Ascomycota, Saccharomycetes, Saccharomycetales, Saccharomycetaceae.